AUGGCAAGGCGAUUCAAUAGACGGAAAAAAGACAAUAAAAGUACUAAACGAAUCAAACCAUACUUUGCCAACCUCAGACGUAUCAAAAAGUGGAAGCACUUAAACGAGGCACGUAAAUACGUCCUCAAUUUAUCAAAAUACCAACUAAAUGAUAAUGAAUAUGUCCUAUUAGCAAAAGGGCUUAAAUUCAUUCCAACACCUAAACAAAAAAACGUUAAGAGGUGUAUCCUUAAAGACUUCGACGAGUUUGCUAGAAAAUUGAGAUGCAAAUAUCAUUUUGAUAAUGGGGCAGAUUCAAAAAUCCACCCAUUUAGAACUUCGUCGGGUUUUCAACCCCCUUACACAUGUAGCCUACUUGAAGAAUACAUUGACAAAACAAAGUUGGAAUUAUCAUCUAUCACAACCAAAACAUUCCAAGACAACCUAACUCAUAGCGAAAGAAACGCUCUUUCCUCGCUUAAAAAAAAUCUCAAUGUUGUCAUUGAAAAAGCGGACAAAAGCAAUACUACAGUUAUAAUGGACAGGAAUCAGUACAUAUCAGAAGCAGAGCGCCAGUUACUCUCAAAGCAUUAUAUGCAAGUUGAAAAGCCAAACUUAAUAUACUUGCAAGAUCUUAUUCAAACAAGAAUAAAUGACAUGCACUCCAGGGGCUCCAUAGAUAAAAUUACUCUACAAUUUCUGAAAGAGAAAAAUCCGUCACUCAAAUGCGGCCAAUUUUAUCUGCUCCCUAAAAUACACAAACUUCAAGACAAUGUCCGAAAUGCCCUCAUUAAUGACCUAUGCAGUAUCAGACGAUUACCACCUGGGCGGCCAAUUAUUGCUCAAUGCAAUACACCAACGAGGAAAAUUGGGGCAUAUUGUGACUACUUUCUUAUCCCCAUCGUACAAAAACAAUUAACUUAUAUCAAGGACACUACUGAUUUUAUCAAUAAGAUCGAAGGCUUAGAACUCCCGACUGAUGCGUUACUAAUCACUUACGAUGUAACCAGCAUGUAUACAAAUAUGGAAUUUGAAGAACAACUAAAUGCCGUCAGGAAUGCUUACAACAACGCGGAUAAAAGCAACUCAGACAUCCCGUAUCCUGAUGUGGACGACUUAAUUUUUCUUCUCAGAUGCGUAUUAGAAAACAAUUACUUUGAAUUUAACGGAAAAUUCUACAAACAAAUCAUAGGCUGCAGCAUGGGCGCAGUACCUUCCCCGGAAAUCUCAGACAUGAGAAUGUACGAAAUUACGCAGAUUAUUGAAUAUAAAUUUCAUCAGGUCAACAAAAUUCUGUUUCAUGGCAGAUUUAGGGAUGAUGGAUUCAUAAUCUUUAACGGAACAAAGGAAGAAAUUCUAGAAUUUUUUGACAUCAGUAACAGCUGUCAUAAACAUCUUAAAUUCACAUUUGAAAUAGCUCACUCAUCCGUGAAUUUCCUGGACACAACGGUUUACAAAGGCAAUAGAUUUAAUCAUUGUCAGAAACUUGAUAUCAAAUCUUACAUAAAACCAACUAAUAAUUUUCAAUAUCUUCAUAGAAACAGUGCACACAACGUCUCUGUAUUUAAAGGUUUCAUCAAAGGAGAAUGUAUAAGACACUCCAGAAAUACUAACGACCCCUCAGUUCUUAAAACAAUUCUACAGGAUUUCAAGGGACAUCUUUCAAAGAGAGGAUAUUCUGAGGAAGAAAUUAACCCAAUAGUCGAAGAAACAACACAGAAGGAAAGACAACUCUUUUUAAGAAAGAGAGAAAAAACAAAUUCAAGUCAUCCACACGUCAUGGUUACAAAAUUUAACCCUCGCGUCAAAGGAUUAAAAAAACGGAUUUUAAAGUAUUGGAAUAUUUUGGAAGCAGACCCAACAUGCAAAGAUCUAUUCAAAUCGGAACCCAUCAUUGCGUAUAGUAAGCAUAAAAACAUCGGAGAUCUAUUGAUAAAAUCAAGUUUACAAUAA
Molecule: messenger RNA, 1932 nt
Organism: Saccostrea cuccullata (small rock oyster)
Lineage: Eukaryota; Metazoa; Mollusca; Bivalvia; Ostreida; Ostreidae
Exons: 1
Coding region: 1-1932 (643 amino acids)
Source: RefSeq, a predicted model, not a curated record